Messenger RNA from Brassica oleracea var. oleracea, 2162 nucleotides. Its product is annotated as zinc finger protein JACKDAW-like. The record is from RefSeq and is a predicted model, not a curated record. The transcript is spliced from 4 exons. Gene Ontology annotation, molecular function: DNA-binding transcription factor activity. Gene Ontology annotation, cellular component: nucleus. Bases 294 to 1838 code for a protein of 514 amino acids. NCBI's taxonomy places the organism in Eukaryota, Viridiplantae, Streptophyta, Magnoliopsida, Brassicales, Brassicaceae.
AUAUACUUUCGUGCCUUCUUCCUCAUCUUCUUUGGUAUUUUCUUGUCAUUUGGCAUAACCAAAGAGUCAAGCACAUUCAAACAUUCUCAAGCCCUAAAUCCCAAAAGAAACUUAUAUGCUCUUGUUCUUGUUCUCCCUCUACAAACUAAACCCUAAUUAACUAUCUAUUUUGUUUGUAUACUGUUCUAAAUCUCCUGACCACCUUCUUGUUUUCUUGCAAAGUUUUAUAAAAACAAAAAAAAACAAAACCCAGUUCUUGUUCUCUAGCUCUGCUUUACAUCAAAAACAGAAAUAUGCAGAUGAUUCCAGGAGAUCCAUUUUCUAUUUCAUCUUCCAUGGGAGGGUUUGUCCAUCAAGAACAGCAUCUUCAUCAUCUUCAGCAGCAUAUCCAGGACAUAAACCCUAAUUCUAACCCUAACCCUAAUGCUAAACCAAACUCUUCAUCAGCUAAGAAGAAGAGAAAUCAGCCUGGCACCCCAGAUCCAGAUGCGGAUGUCAUCGCUCUAUCGCCAACCACCCUCAUGGCAACAAACAGAUUCGUGUGCGAGAUCUGCAACAAAGGAUUUCAAAGGGACCAGAACCUACAACUCCAUCGCCGUGGCCACAACCUUCCAUGGAAGCUGAAGCAACGGUCCAACAAAGAGGUGAUAAAGAAGAAAGUAUACAUAUGUCCUAUCAAGACUUGUGUUCACCAUGAUUCUGCUAGGGCCCUUGGAGACCUCACUGGAAUCAAGAAACACUAUAGCCGCAAGCACGGCGAAAAGAAGUUUAAGUGCGAAAAGUGUUCUAAGAAAUAUGCUGUUCAAUCUGAUUGGAAGGCGCACGCGAAAACUUGUGGCACUCGUGAGUAUAAGUGCGACUGUGGCACGUUGUUCUCCAGGAAAGAUAGUUUCAUUACGCAUAGAGCGUUCUGCGAUGCAUUGACAGAAGAAGGUGCAAGGAUGAGUUCACUUAGUAAUAAUUCAGCGAUCUCUACAACAACGAUGACGACGAAUCUUAAUUUUGGAAAUGAUUCACAUGUUAUGAAUAAUCCAAAUCUUCCACAUGGAUUUGUCCACCGAGGAGUUCAUCAUCCCGACAUUAAUGCUGCUAUCUCUCAGUUCGGUUUAGGGUUCGGAAAUGACCUAACUGGAAUGCAUCCGCAAGGUUUAUCCGAGAUGGUACAAAUGACCUCCUCUGGGAACCACCAUCUCUUUCCAUUGUCUUCAUCAUCAGUCCUCCCUGACUUCUCCGGCCACCACCACAACCAACAAUUCCAAAUUCCCACUAGUUCCACAAACCCUAAUUUUACCUUUUCAUCAUCCUCAAUAUCACAACAAACCUCAGCUUCACUACCAUCACUACAGCAACAACACCAAACUCCGAAAGACUCUUCUUUCUCCCCACUCUUCUCAUCCUCCUGCGAAACCAAACAAAACAAGCCUCUCUCCCCAAUGUCUGCCACUGCUCUCUUACAAAAAGCUGCACAAAUGGGAUCCACUAGAAGCAACUCCACCACGGCUCCAUCCAUCUUCGCCGGCCCAACAAUGACGUCAUCCUCAUCCGCCGCCUCUCAUCCUCCUCCUCGAUCAUCUUCUCCAAUGAUGAUCCAACAACAACUCAACAACAACUUCAACACCAUUGUCCCAAGAGAUACCCAUAAUCUUGCUCCUCCCACCACGAGUAGUGUUGAAAAUAACUAUCGAUUUCAAUCAAACCGGUCAAGCACAAACCCGGUUCAGCAAAUGGGUUUAACCCGGGAUUUUCUUGGAGUGAGCAACGAGCACCACCCUCACCAAACUGCUCACCGUCCGUUUUUGCCUCAGGAACUUGCAAGAUUUGCUCCAUCGUCGGGUUGAUCGAUUGACUGAUUUUAUUAGAUUUGAUCACUAGAGAGAUGGUGGGACAAUUUUUGGGGUUUAGGACUGGAAGUUUCUUUGAGGAGACAAGUCUAAGAAUCACUUUUACCAAAAAAAAAAAAAAAGGUCUAAGAAUCAUACCCCCUUGUGAAGCUGUCGGAAUGUAGGGACAAAGGUUGACAAGGCAUUGUCAUACAUUACAUGUUAUGUACUUUUUAAUAUGUUCAUGAUGAUCAUCAUAUAUCUAUACCAUGACAUGCAUGGGUUUUGUAUUUCGCAAUAUUGUCGUUUUGUAAAUGUUAUCUGUUUUCGUUAUUACAAUUA